ACUCCAGUGUUUGAAGGAGACAAAAGGAAGCCUUCCAUUUCUCUCUCUCUCUCUCUCUCUCUCUCUAAAAAUUCCAGUUCUUAGAUUCAUCCAUCCGAGCUCGAUUUCAGCUUCUUCAAGCUUAAAGCGUUCAAAGGACUAAAAGGAAUGGCCGCAAUGUUCUUCGCUUUUCACGUUCUCUCCAUGUGAUUUCUGACAUCUACUUUCUCUCGCUCAUCACCAUCCUUCAGCUGCCCGCAAUCAUUGUUCCGGUCUCCGUUUGGAUUUUUGUCGGGGAGCGAUGGCGGCGUCUACGUCAAGAGGACGGAGCAGCUCGCCGUUUCACCACCGGAAGCCGUCGAGUCCGUACUCGUCAUCUUCGUCUUCGUCGUCUCUGGCGAACGGUAGGAUCGUGCCUCGGUCGUGCUCGUCCUCGGCGACGUCGUUCUACGGCUCAGGUAAUGGGCACAAGUCCAGAUCCAGGACGCCAACGCGGAAUCGUGGUGAUUCGGGAUACUCGGGAGGUUACGGAAAUCACACGGAAGUUCAUUUUCCGUCCGCGGAUGAGCUGCUUGCCGAGCAGGUGGAUACGUCUAGAGCAGGUGACAGCAUAUCUGUGACGAUCAGGUUUCGGCCUAUGAAUGACCGGGAAUACCAUAGAGGGGAUGAAAACGCAUGGUAUGCAGAAGGUGAUAAAAUUGUAAGGAACGAGUAUCAUCCGGCCACCGCUUAUGCAUUCGAUAGAGUGUUUGGACCUGAUACACAUACUCAGGAGGUUUAUGAAGUAGCUGCUAGACCAGUGGUCAAGGCAGCAAUGGAAGGGAUAAACGGGACUGUAUUUGCUUAUGGUGUUACAAGUAGCGGAAAGACACAUACUAUGCAUGGAGAUCAUAGUUCACCUGGAAUAAUUCCACUUGCAAUAAAGGAUGUUUUCAGCAUUAUACAAGAUACUCCUGGCCGUGAAUUUUUGCUUCGAGUUUCAUAUAUCGAGAUAUAUAACGAGGUGAUCAACGACUUGCUUGAUCCUACUGGCCAGAAUUUGCGUGUUAGAGAAGAUGCUCAGGGUACUUACGUGGAGGGUAUAAAGGAGGAAGUUGUUUUGUCUCCGGGUCAUGUACUGUCAUUCAUUGCUGCUGGGGAAGAGCAUCGUCACGUCGGUUCAAAUAAUUUUAAUCUGUUUAGUAGCCGCAGUCACACAAUAUUUUCAUUAAUGAUUGAAAGUAGUGCCCAUGGAGAGGACUAUGAUGGAGUGAUAUUUUCACAACUUAAUUUAAUUGAUUUAGCUGGAUCAGAGAGCUCAAAAACAGAAACAACUGGAUUGAGGAGAAAGGAAGGAUCUUACAUAAACAAAAGUCUUCUGACUCUUGGAACUGUUAUUGGAAAGUUAAGCGAAGGGAAGGCAUCACAUAUUCCGUAUCGAGACUCAAAGCUUACCCGCCUCUUACAGUCGUCAUUGAGUGGGCAUGGACAUGUUUCUCUUAUAUGCACAAUUACUCCUGCCUCAAGCAAUAUGGAGGAAACACACAACACAUUAAAAUUUGCAAACAGGGCUAAGUGUGUUGAAAUAUAUGCCUCACGCAAUAAGAUUAUUGAUGAGAAAUCUUUGAUUAAGAAGUAUCAAAAAGAAAUCUCAUGUCUCAAACAAGAACUUGAUCAGUUCAGGAGGGGAAUGCUCGUGGGUGUGAGUCAUGAAGAAAUUAUGAGCUUAAGACAACAGUUGGAAGAAGGACAAGUGAAAAUGCAAUCAAGAUUGGAGGAGGAAGAGGAAGCCAAAGCUGCACUACUGAGUAGAAUCCAGAGGCUUACCAAGCUAAUACUUGUUUCUUCAAAGAAUUCAAUUCCUGGGUACUUGGGUGAUGGGUCCAGUGCUCAUCAACGAAGCCAUUCAGCUUCCGAAGAUGAUAAACUGGAUGUUCUGCGCGAGGGUUCUUUGCUCAUAGACCAUGAGAAUCAGAAUAACCCAUCAUCAGAAACUUCUGGUUUUAAUCACAGAAGAUCUUCCAGCAAAUGGAAUGAUGAUAGCUCACAAGCUGGCAGUACAAUUACUGAAUCAACGCAAGUUGGUGAACUUAUUAGUGUUUCAUCAUGUGGUCCAAAACUGCCCAUAGAAGGGAUAAGCAUGGCUGAUCAGAUCGAUCUUCUAGUUGAGCAAGUCAAGAUGCUUGCUGGAGAGAUUGCAUUUGGCAUGAGCACAUUAAAACGUGUAAAGGAGCAGUCUGCAAAUGAUCCUGAAAACUCGAAAAGUCAGAUUGAAACUCUUGAGCGCGAAAUUCAAGAGAAGCAAAUGCAAAUGAGGAUUUUAGAACAACGCAUUGUAGAAAGUGGUGAAGCAGCUAGUGGUAAUGCAUCAAUGGUUGAAAUGCAAAAGGCACUGCUGAAAUUGAUGACCCAAUGUAGUGAAAAGGGUUUUGAGCUUGAGAUAAAAUCCGCAGACAAUCGUAUCCUUCAAGAACAGUUGGAGAGCAAGUGUUUAGAGAACAAGGAAUUGAUGGAAAAAAUCAGUCAACUAGAGCAGCAGUUGGGUGCAUCAAAGACUGACAAGGUGUCCCCUUCUGAAAAAUGCUUUUCUGAUGAUUAUACAGAUGAACUGAGAAAGAUAAUUCAAACCCAGGAGAUUGAGAACGAGAGAUUAAAGUUAGAACGUGUUCAGAUUGUAGAGGAGAACAGUGGGUUGCGUGUACAAAAUCAGAAAUUGUCUGAAGAAUCAUCGUAUGCAAAGGAAUUGGCAUCUGCAGCUGCAGUUGAAUUGAAGAACUUAGCUGAAGAGGUCACCAAGCUAUCACUGCAUAAUGCGAAACUUGAAAAAGAAUUAUCAGCAACUUCUCGAGAGCUAUUGACUUCCAGGAGUUUCAAUAUGCAGUCGGGUAAUGGUGCAAACCGCAAGUAUGGGGACAGUGCAAGGACAGGUCGUAGAGGUCGCAUGAUUGGCCGAAUAAAUGAAGGUAGCCAUGAUGAACUUGACACAUGGGAGUUGGACAUUGAAGAUCUAAAGAGAGAAUUGCAGGCAAGGAAACAACGGGAGGCAUCCUUAGAGUCUGUAUUGGCUGAGAAGGAAAUUGUAGAAGGUGAGUAUAGGAAGAAGUUUGAUGAGGCAAAGAAAAGGGAGGCUGCCCUUGAAAAUGAUUUGGCUAAUAUGUGGGUACUAGUUGCACAACUUAAGAAAGAAAGUACUGCUGGACAAGAGGCAAAGACCACAGAUGUUCAAAAUGGGGUGGAUUGUUUAAAUCGGGCAAAAGUUAAUGAAGUUGAAUGCAAGAAUCUUAUCUCCAAGGAUACCCAAUCCGUUGACUAUAAAGCUCCACCUUCCGACAUCUCAAGGGAAGAGCCUCUUGUUGCUCGCUUGAAGGCAAGGAUGCAAGAGAUGAAGGAAAAGGAGCACAAGUAUACGGGGAAUGGGGAUGCAAAUUCGCAUGUGUGCAAAGUGUGCUUCGAAUCUCCUGCCGCUGCAAUGCUUCUUCCUUGCCGUCAUUUUUGCUUGUGCAAGUCGUGUUCCCUAGCUUGCGUCGAAUGUCCACUUUGUCGGACAAAGAUUGUCGAUAGGAUUUUUGCUUUUACCUAAAAGAGAGUUUCAUUGCAAGCCAUAUCUUAUUCAGAAAGAGAGAGAGAGAUUCUUCCAUAACAUUUAUGAGGUACAGCGCAAUUCUUUGAUUAUUAGUUGGCAACACUUGAACCUUUUGGGGGGGGGGGGGUGUAUACCGGUUUCUAUUUUCAUUUCUGUACUUCUCCACCACCCUUCAGCAACUGUAAAAAUAAGAAAUGUCUGUAAAUUUGGGACUGAACAAGAGUUGAGUUUUGCAUCUCAAACGUUUGCUCGUGUAAAUCUCUACAAUGUGUUCAACGAAAGAGCAAAUGUGAGUUUUUGUGAAUGGCUAUUCAUUCUUGCAAUGAGAACUGCUAAAUGCUAAAAAAAUUGGAGUAUUCCAACAUGAUAAGAUGAUUUCUCCUACUGAGUUCUCCAUUGUUGUCAAAUAAGGCCACAAGUUUCUGCUUCGUCUUCUUUAUGGCAUGUUAGAGAUUAUCAGCUAGCCAAGGCACAGUGACAGCAAGGAAGAGAAGAGCGCCCGAAGAGAGAAUGUCCACCGUGGCCACCAUCACCGGAAGAAGCAUUUCCCUCCCCCAAGUGGCAAAACCACCCAAGAGAGAGUCUUCUCUCUCAUCGCCCCGAAAAAGGGCAUUAUGGUCCCAGCAGACAAAGUUAUCGCGUUCCUCCCUUGUAUAUUGCAGAAAUCGCAGGAAAGAUCAGAAGAAGGUAAAAGAGCACACUACUCCUAAUGUUGAUGGCGUCGUCCUUUCCACACACGUUCAGGACUCUGGUUCAUUGCUUACCCCAGGGGGUUGCAAGGGGUGUGGCAAAGAAGUGGUGGAGAUAGGUUGCAAUGGAGAGGGAAGGAUUCAAGGAGGGAUAGCUACAAUCCCGGGAUUCGGUUGGUGGCCUAUAAAGGCAUACCGCCCUUGUCCUUCUUUCUUGGAUUCCGGUGGUAAGUAUAGGCGAAGGGGACAAAGCAUGGAUGAAAUAGCCUCUGGGACGGGAAAAACGAGGACAUGAUUAAACUCUUAUGCACGCCAGGUAAGCCUCUUUUGUCGCAUAUGCACGGGCUAACUUAUCAAGUUGGUUCUGAUCUGAUUCGAUUAAGCUAUUUCUGAUUGAUAUGAUUCCAAUAAGAAUAGGUAAAAAGUAAAAAGAAUAAGUUGAAGAGAACACGCUCUUAAAUUUGACACCAUAUAGGGCUCAUUGGGCUAUGAUGACGAAAAACCGAUUCUGACAAUUUUCAUCUCAGAAUUUAUUUCAUAUUUUGAAUGGAAAAAAAACCCGUUGCUUGUUGUGCUUUCUACAAUCUAGUUUUCAGAAGUGAUAAUUUUUUUGAUUCUCUAGAAUUCACUGAUUCUUGGAACACCUGAUUAAUGAGAGUCAAAUGAGACUUUGAGGGCAUUUCUUUAACAUUGCAAAUGGGCUGGAGAACAUGAGUAGAGAUCAACUCUGGAGAUUGGAUCCCUCUUAACAUGAAAGUGCGAAGACAUUGGAUUGUUCGUGCGAUUUUUGCUCCCAUUGUCGCCGAUUGCAACUAUGGACCAAACGUAAGGUGUUUUUGAUUCUUAAAUUCAAACGAAAAACAUAAUGUAUGAUGCCUAAUUUGGGGCUCCUUUGCUUUGGAUUCUAUCAAAGAACCAAUUCAGCAAAAAAAAAAAUCAAAUUUAUAGUUGUAAGCCAAUGAAAAGUUUUAUGCUCU
Cuscuta campestris is the source of this 5207-nucleotide messenger RNA. NCBI's taxonomy places the organism in Eukaryota, Viridiplantae, Streptophyta, Magnoliopsida, Solanales, Convolvulaceae. The record is from the annotation of a GenBank genome assembly.